This is a messenger RNA of Aspergillus viridinutans, 1413 nucleotides long. RefSeq names its product aminoacyl transferase sphA. Gene Ontology annotation, biological process: biosynthetic process. NCBI's taxonomy places the organism in Eukaryota, Fungi, Ascomycota, Eurotiomycetes, Eurotiales, Aspergillaceae. The transcript is spliced from 3 exons. Gene Ontology annotation, molecular function: pyridoxal phosphate binding. The record is from RefSeq and is a predicted model, not a curated record. Bases 1 to 1413 code for a protein of 470 amino acids.
AUGGCAGCUAACGGCAAGAUCGUCUCGGAGAUGGUCUCCUGGAUCAAGAGCCAGAAACUGGUUGCUCCCCGCAUGAAAGAUGCCCCCACAUUCUACCGAAAUCUCGAGGAGGCUCUAGAUGUUCGACGGUCGACCCAGUCUCUGAUGAGCCGCGGACAAAGCACAUGGAAAACAGGAGACGCGAUAGACUUCUGCUCCAACGAUCUUCUCUCUCUCGGGCUCACAGGAGAACUGCGACGGGAGUUUCUGGCCGAGUUGGCAAGACAUCCCGAUUUCUCGCUGCAUUCCGGGGGUUCUCGCGUGAUGGGCGGCAACUAUGACUAUAUCGAGGAGGUGGAGCAGGAGAUCGCCGACUUCCUCGGGGCAGAGACGGCUCUCAUGUUCAACUCGGGCUCCAACGGAAAUAUUGCCAUCUACACGUCUAUCCCACGGCCGGGAGACGCCAUUGUGUACGAUGAGCUGGUUCACUUCAGCACGCACACAGGCAUGGCCGCCUCGUUGGCCACGACCAAGGUCGCCUUCCGGCACAAUGACCUCGACGCCUUUCGAGAGGCCAUGUCCUCCACCAUGGACUCGCAGCCCAUGCUUCAGGACGGUUCACGCUCGAUCCUCGUGUCUGUAGAGUCGGUGUACAGCAUGGAUGGAGACAUUUGCCCUCUGGUGGAGAUGCUCGAGAUUGCUCGAGAGAUCUGUCCCAAGGGGAACUUUGCCUUCAUUGCGGACGAAGCUCACGCCACUGGAAUCGUGGGUCCUAGAGGUGUCGGUCUCGUCAAGCUGCUGGGUCUGGAAAAUGAGGUUGCAAUCCGACUGAAUACCUGCGGCAAGGCCUUGGCCUGCACUGGAUCUGUGGUUCUUGGAAACGCCACGGUCCGGAACAUGAUGUUGAACUAUGCUGGGUCCCUGGUGAAUACCACAGCCCCAUCCUUCCCGUCGGUUGCCGUCAUUCGCGCAGCCUAUGACCUGAUGAGAACUGGUGCCACGCAAAAGGCUCAGGAUAACAUACAACAUCUCGUCAAAUACUUCUUCAAAUCCAUCACCUCUAGCGACAUCUGGGACAAAGCCACCGAUAUGGGUAUCUUGUCUAUUCCCGUAGCCGAGGACUAUGAGUCGCUGGACUUUGUGACGCACAUUGUACCAAUCUGGACCCGGCAAAAGUACAACUGGUGGCUCUUCUUUCACCUGCAACUGGCGAAAAUCGCAGUCGUUCCCAUUGACUAUCCCCAGGUUCCCAAAGGCAAGUCUCGCGUCAGGGUCAUGAUCCAUGCCGGAAAUACGGAGAAAGAGGUGGAUUAUUUGGUAGCCACGCUUUGCGACUUUGCGAAUGAGAUGAUCGAUAUCGAGGAGGGUGGCGAAAAGGGCAAGGUACCAAAAGCCGCGCAGGAGAUUUACGCGCUGAUGGCGGCGAAUGCAUGA